Molecule: messenger RNA, 3421 nt
Organism: Drosophila nasuta
Lineage: Eukaryota; Metazoa; Arthropoda; Insecta; Diptera; Drosophilidae
Gene: Rox8
Product: TIA1 cytotoxic granule associated RNA binding protein Rox8
Exons: 5
Coding region: 1240-2676 (478 amino acids)
Molecular function (GO): RNA binding
Source: RefSeq, a predicted model, not a curated record
GUAAAAAUUUAGCGACGCGUUUAUCGAACAAUUUCAACAGUAUAAGAUCAAGAAAGUUAUUAAAAAUCAACAAAAACCGGUAGCGGUCGCAAUUUGGCGCCGAUUGAUAAGUGCGAGAAAAGCGAUGGUGAAAUAGAAAUGCGUGAUUCCAAUCUUCAACUUCGAAUCCAACCAAUAAUAAUCUUGCGAACUUUCACUUAAACUACAACCAACCGUUUAUAUACCCAAUAUUCAAGAAAUUUUUGUAUCAGCAGAAAUGAGCAGGAAUCCAGUUGAUAUACAACAACAAAAGAGAGCUAGUUAAAAAGCAGCACUGAUUAAAAGCAAAAACUACAAUUUUUUGUACGACAUCAAUAACUAUCGAUAUACAAAGGAAAUCUAAUAUUAGAGCUCGAUUUAUUCUAAAACCAAACUCUUCAAAGAGUAUGUACAACAACCAAAACAACAGACAACAACAACAACAAAAAGUAGAAGAUUCAACAACAGGAGUCGAACAACAAUUUAGAGAGAGCAACUCAAAUUCGAUAUAUUCCAAAACACUCCAUUAGUGAUUAGUUAGGAUAUGUGUUAAUCAAAUUUAUCGAUAACAACAAACAGAAGCCACAAAAACAACAAAGAUAAGGAACAACAUCAACAAACAACAACAACAACAGCGAAAGCGAAAGCAAUAAACGACGAACCUCAGCGUUAAGCAAAAAGAUUUACUAUUACCAUAUAUAGGUAUAUAUGAAUAUAAAAAUAUAUCUAGGUCUAUAUACACUGAUAUAUACACACAUAUAAAUUAUAUAUAGAAUAUAGUAGUUGUAUAGUCAAACGAUUCAAAACCACAACAAAAAAGUAUUCAAAAUUGCAAAACGUGGAAGAAGAAUUAGCACAGUUUUCUUUGUUAGCCAUUAACCUAUGUUUUAGUUGUACAAGUUGCAAGUGAAAGAGAUAUAUAGAAAGAUAUAUCUAUAUGUAUGUAUAGUAUAUAUUUUGUAUAUGAUUGUGAGCGUGCGUGCAUUGCAUUUUUAUAUAUAUCAAAAUCAAAUAGUUAGGAAGGUCAUCUGGUAACACCUUUUGAAUUGAAUUUUGAUGUGGACAGUAGUUGUAGCGUAGUUAAUACAAUUUUGCCAGUCGAUAACUAGCCGAAGCGAAGGAGCUAAGGAAGUCGGAAAGUAGAAGCAAUAGUCCAGUCCAUCGGCCAGAGACAUUUUCGGGGUUACACACACGGUUUGGGAGUCGAGCAACAUCAGCAACAUGGACGAGUCACAGCCAAAAACGUUGUACGUUGGUAAUCUGGAUGGAUCAGUGUCGGAGGAUUUGUUGGUCGCCCUCUUUGGCACAAUGGGUCCCGUCAAAAGUUGCAAAAUCAUUCGAGAGCCUGGCAACGAUCCCUAUGCCUUCAUUGAAUACUCGAAUUAUCAGGCUGCCAGCACUGCUCUAACGGCCAUGAACAAACGUGUCUUUCUCGACAAAGAGAUCAAGGUCAAUUGGGCCACUAGUCCGGGUAAUACGCCCAAGACAGACAUCAGUUCGCAUCAUCACAUAUUUGUGGGCGAUCUAAGUCCCGAGAUUGAGACGGAAACGCUUCGCGAGGCAUUCGCGCCAUUUGGCGAAAUCUCCAACUGUCGCAUCGUGCGCGAUCCCCAGACCAUGAAGUCCAAGGGUUAUGCUUUCGUUUCAUUCGUGAAGAAGGCCGAGGCGGAGAAUGCCAUACAGGCAAUGAAUGGCCAAUGGAUUGGGUCGCGUUCAAUACGCACGAAUUGGUCGACACGCAAAUUGCCGGCACCGCGAGAAUCAUCCAAGUCGGGUGGCCAAGGUGGCGGCAUGGGAGGCACUGGCGGAGGCGGCGGUGGUGCCGGCGGCAAUGGCAUUAAGAGCAAUCAACGACACACCUUCGAGGAGGUGUACAAUCAAUCGAGCCCCACAAAUACCACCGUCUAUUGCGGCGGCUUUCCGCCCAACGUGAUCAGCGACGAGUUGAUGCACAAGCAUUUCAUGCAGUUUGGCCCCAUUCAGGACGUGCGCGUGUUCAAGGACAAGGGCUUUGCGUUCAUCAAGUUUGUGACGAAAGAGGCGGCGGCACGCGCCAUUGAGCAUACGCACAUCAGCGAGGUGCACGGCAAUCAUGUCAAGUGCUUCUGGGGCAAGGAGAAUGGUGGCGACAAUUCGGCCAACAAUUUAAAUGCCGCCGCCGCAGCAGCUGCGGCUGCAUCGGCCAAUGUGGCCGCUGUCGCAGCUGCCAAUGCGGCGGCCGCAGCAGGUGCUGGAAUGCCUGGCCAAAUGAUGACACAGCAGAUUGCUGCAGCCACUGGGACGGCGUUACCCAGCCAAAUGAUGACGCCACAACAGAUAGCAGCUGCUGCAGCAGCGGCGCAGGCGCAAUAUCCUUAUGCGGCAGCUUACCAACAAAUGGGCUACUGGUAUCCACCGGCGCAGAGCUACCCGGCCCAGAUGCAAACGCAGUACAUGCAACAGGGUUAUUAUCCUUACGCCUACACCACCAGUGCUCAACAAGCGGGAGGCGUGCCUGCCGGGUAUCGUGUGAUGCCACCAAAUAUGGCUUGGAGUAUGCCAGGCACCACUGUUGUGCCGGGCGUGACUGCUGCGGCUAGUGCGGCUGCUGCCGCGAACGGAUCGCUUGCCCCACAGAUGAUGUACAGCGCUGCGAUGCCACAAUAUCAAACCCAAUGAGCAGAGACGUGACGCCUGCUUCGACGUCGUCUGCAACAUCCACCAGGACCAGGAGGAGUAGGCAGCCGCUACAGUCAACAUCGAUCGUAUCCGUAUCCGCAUCCAUAUGCACAUCCACAAACGCAUUCACAUCCGUAUACAACAGCAACAACACACAUACAAUAUCAACAUAAAUUCGUGCCAGGAUCUGCUGCUGUGUUCGUCGCCACCAUCGACGAUAACAACAACAAUAACCACAACAACAACGAUAGCAAUAGCACAACAGACGUGACAUUGGUCGGUAUCAACUAACACCAAAAUCUGGUAACACUGGAGUUUCGAAACUAAUCGGUUAUGCUGCAGUACGUCGUAAUCGUUAUCGGUUAUGUUCGGCGAAUGUGUACGUUGCACUGCGUUACGUUACAACACCGUGGCAACUCUUCGAUGUUGUUGAUGUAUGCGUGUGACUGCGUGCGUGUUUGUGUUUGUGUGAAUACGUGUGUAUGUGUACGUGUACGUAUACGUGCCUUUAUGCGUACGUACGUGCAGUUGAUCGAAGCAAGGCGUUUAACCAAAAGUUGAGUUUAUCGCGCGCAGCAGCGUCAGCGGUAAACGCGCUCUGGGCGAUUUGAUGAUUGAUGGGCGACGGACGGGCGGGUAGCUGUAACAAUCUAAGUACAUGUUAAAAUAAUUUAAUGAUUUAUAAUUUAAGGCAGAUUAUAGGCGUUUACAUGAAACGGAAACAAAACAAACAAAAAAAAAUUAA